AUGGCUACCAUCAGAACGAGGUUUCUCGUCAUCUCAGACACGCACAGCCGCGACUCCAUACCAUCAUCGAAUGAACCUGCAGAUGUGGCCAUUCACUGUGGCGAUCUCACGAUGGGGUCCAGACUGCACGAAUUCAAAGCAGCCAUCAAUCUCAUAAAGCAGAUCAACGCCCCACUCAAACUUGUUAUCGCGGGCAAUCACGACUUCACACUCGACCCUCUUGCAUUUCAGAACAAAAUCCAUGAAGCUCAAAGGCUGCAAGAUAUCGACCCACUACUGAUCGAGAAAGAGUACGGUUACUGUGGGCAGGUUCGAGAGCUGUUUGACCAUGUCGACGUGAAGAAAAGCGGGAUCCGACUUCUAGACGAAGGGACCCAUUACUUUACUCUUAAUAACGGCGCGUCCUUAACAGUAUACGCCAGCCCGUACACCCCAUCGUUUGGGGAAUGGGGCUUUCAGUAUAAACCGGACGAAGGUCAUGAGUUUGCAAUUGGGAGUGUUGAUCUUGUUAUGACGCAUGGCCCGCCUCGGGGCAUCCUGGAUCAUUCUAUGUCUAGUCGGCGGGCAGGCUGUGAGCAUCUCUUUGACAAGGUCGCUCGAUGCAGACCGCGAAUGCACUGCUUUGGACACAUUCAUGGAAGUUGGGGAGCCAAACUGAUCGCAUGGCGCAAGACAAUCAGCGAGAAACCGUCCCAUCUGACAGACAUCGACAACGGCCAGUCAACAGUAAUCGAAAAGCUCUCCAAUAUCGAGGCGAGUGGCCCCCGAGCGUUUUACCUGACCAGCCACUGUGCUGGUGAUGCAAAUUCCCUUCAACAUGGGCAUCACACCCUGUUUGUCAAUGCCGCUAUUGAAGGCUCCGAUGACUUUCCCACCCACCCUGCAUGGCUCGUCGACUUGGACCUGCAAAGAGCCCUCUGA
Aspergillus nomiae NRRL 13137 is the source of this 921-nucleotide messenger RNA. Its product is annotated as metallophosphatase domain-containing protein. NCBI's taxonomy places the organism in Eukaryota, Fungi, Ascomycota, Eurotiomycetes, Eurotiales, Aspergillaceae. The transcript has a single exon. The record is from RefSeq and is a predicted model, not a curated record. The coding region runs from base 1 to 921 and encodes 306 amino acids. Gene Ontology annotation, molecular function: hydrolase activity.